Molecule: messenger RNA, 2953 nt
Organism: Aethalodelphis obliquidens (Pacific white-sided dolphin)
Lineage: Eukaryota; Metazoa; Chordata; Mammalia; Artiodactyla; Delphinidae
Gene: VGF
Product: VGF nerve growth factor inducible
Exons: 2
Coding region: 476-2326 (616 amino acids)
Biological process (GO): carbohydrate homeostasis; regulation of synaptic plasticity
Molecular function (GO): neuropeptide hormone activity
Source: RefSeq, a predicted model, not a curated record
CGCCUCAGCAUUUCAUUCAUUCAUUCCUUCAUUCAUUCAUUUCCCUGGUGCCAGGAUAGCGCACACCCCUCCAAAGAGGCCUGCAGCGCGCAGGCGCGGGCCGGGAGAGGCACGCAUCCUCCAAUCGCUGGGCGGCCUCCCGCCUCUAGGCGCCCGCCCGCUUCCCCAUGAAUGAACAUUGACGUCAAUGGGGCGGGGCGAUUCCCACGUGACCCCGCGCGCUGCUCUUUAUAAGGCGGUAGCGGCGCGGGCGCUGUCCAGCGUGCUGAAGCCUGAGCGAGCGAGUCUCCCGGAGCCGCGCGGAUCCAGCUGAGCCCAGCCCACUGGACGCCAGACCUCGACCAUCGCUCGUAUCCUAGCCACCGCUCGGAGCCGAGGCGGACGAGCCCCGAUCUUCCCCUGUCCCCACCCCGCCCCGACCCUCCUCUCCACCUCCCGCGUCGUGGCACCAGCUGUCUCCGGCAGCACUUCGGUCAUGAAAUCGCUCAGGUUGCCGGCUCCUGUCCUCCUCUGCUUCCUUCUACUGACCAAGGGGUUGGGAGCAGCGCCCCCGGGGCACCCUGAGGCUCAGCCACCUCCCCCCAGCUCUGAGCAUAAAGAGCCGGUAGCCGGGGACGCAGUGCUCGGGCCGAAGGAUGUUAGCGCCCCAGAGGUCCGAGCCGCUAGGAAUUCAGAGCCGCAGGACGAGGGAGAGCUUUUCCAGGGCGUGGAUCCCCGGGCGCUGGCCGCGGUGCUGCUGCAGGCACUCGACCGCCCGGCCUCGCCCCCAGCGCCUGGCGGCUCCCAGCAGCGGCCAGAGGAAGAAGCAGCAGAAGCUCUGCUGACCGAGACCGUGCGCAGCCAGACCCACAGUCUCCCAGCGCCAGAGACCCAGGCGCCCGCGGCCCCGCCUCGCCCUCAGACUCAGGAGAAUGGUCCCGAGGCGGCCGACCCCUCCGAGGAGCUCGAGGCGCUAGCUUCCCUGCUUCAGGAACUGCGAGAUUUCAGUCCGAGCAGUGCCAAGCGCCAGCAAGAGACGGCGGCAGCAGAGACGGAAACCCGCACGCACACGCUGACCCGAGUCAACCUGGAGAGCCCCGGGCCGGAGCGCGUGUGGCGGGCUUCCUGGGGAGAGUUCCAGGCGCGCGUCCCGGAGCGCGCGGCCCUGCCGCCGCCUGCUCCCCCGCAAUUCCAGGCGCGUAUGCCCGAGAGCGGGCCCCUUCCCGAAGCCCACCAGUUCGGGGAAGGAGUGUCCUCCCCCAAAACACACCUAGGUGAGGCACUGGCACCCUUGUCCAAGGCGUACCAAGGCCUGGGCGCUCCCUUUACCAAGGCGCGCCGGCCGGAGACCUCACUCCUGGGCGGCUCUGAGGCGGGAGAGCGCCUUCUACAGCAAGGGCUGGCGCAGGUGGAAGCCGGGCGGCGGCAGGCGGAGGCCACACGGCAGGCCGCGGCCCAGGAAGAGCGGCUGGCCGACCUCGCCUCCGACCUGCUGCUCCAGUAUUUGCUGCAGGGCGGGGCUCGGCAGCGCGGCCUGGGGGGUCGGGGUCUGCAGCAGGAGGAGGAGCGAGAGACCGAGAGGGGGCAGGAGGCGGCGGAGCAGGAGAGACGCGGCGGGGAGGAGAGGGCGGGGGAAGAGGAUGAGGAGGCGGCGGAGGCGGAGGCGGAGGCGGAGGAGGCGGAGAGGGCGCGACAGAACGCUCUACUGUUCGCCGAGGAGGAGGACGGAGAAGCCGGAGCCGAAGACAAGCGCUCCCAGGAGGAGACGCCCGGCCACCGACGAAAGGAGGCCGAGGGGGCAGAGGAGGGCGGGGAGGAGGACGACGACGACGAAGAGAUGGACCCGCAGACAAUCGAUAGCCUCAUUGAGCUGUCCACCAAACUCCACCUGCCAGCGGACGACGUGGUCAGCAUCAUCGAGGAGGUGGAAGAGAAGCGGAAGCGGAAGAAGAACGCCCCUCCCGAGCCUGUGCCGCCCCCCCGGGCCGCCCCCGUCCCCACUCACGCCCGCUCCCCGCAGCCCCAGCCCCUCUCCCCAGCCCCGGCUCGGGACGAGCUGCCCGACUGGAACGAGGUGCUCCCGCCCUGGGAUCGGGAGGAGGACGAGGUGUUUCCCCCGGGGCCCUACCACCCUUUUCCCAACUACAUCCGGCCGCGAACACUGCAGCCACCCGCUGCCUCGCGCCGCCGCCACUACCACCACGCCCUGCCGCCUUCGAGCCACUAUCCCGACAGGGAGGCCCAGGCGCGGCGCGCUCAGGAGCAGGCGGAGGCAGAGGAGCGCCGGCUGCAGGAGCAGGAAGAGCUGGAGAAUUACAUCGAGCACGUGCUGCUCAGGCGCCCGUGACCGGCCCCGCCCCCGCGCGCCACCGCGCGCGCCGCCACCCCCCUCCGUGUCGCUCCUUUCCCCUCUCAGUGUUUGCAUGCGCCCGGCCCCGCCCUCGGCCGCCGCCCAGCCCCGCCCCCGUCCACCCCUCCGCCCGCGGGCCGCCCCGCCCCCGGGCUACGCCGGGACCUGUCAGACCUCUUCGUGCGUCGGAAGCCCGAAAUCCCAAACUCACUCACGGGUGUCUCGGGGCCAGCAGGGGGGGGCGGGUAGUUUGUGCGAGUUCCCUGCCCCCGCGGGGCCCAGUCCCCACCUAGUCCCUCUCGGGAUGUCCCGGUCUGAAACCGGAAAAAGGAUUUCCAGUUAACUGUGUGAAGAAGUGUCUGUCUCCCGCCCUUUGGGCCUCCCAAGAGCCUCUCCACCCUCUCCGGAUCGCUGUGAAUUUACCCCUUCUUUCCCUACUCUGUUGUAAAUACCCCUCACGGAGGAAAUAGUUUUGCUAAGAAAUAAAAGUGACUAUUUUAUUAGGACUUUGUUCUCGGUUAUUCACCCGUCCCCUUGGGCCUGCGUGGUCCUUCCCAAGGGGCGGUGAGGGAAGCGCCAUCCACAACACCCAUCUCCUGCUCAACAGCGAAGGUUGAGUGACAG